GAGCUGGGCGGGCGGCGGCGCUCGGGGCGGGGCGCGGCGGUUCCGGCCCAGCCAUGGCGGACGAGGCCCCGCGGAAGGGCAGCUUCUCGGCGCUCGUGGGCCGCACCAACGGCCUCACCAAGCCCGCGGCCCUGGCCGCCGCGCCUGCCAAGCCGGGGGGCGCGGGCGGCUCCAAGAAGCUGGUCAUCAAGAACUUCCGAGACAGACCCCGGCUGCCCGACAACUACACGCAGGACACGUGGCGGAAGCUGCACGAGGCGGUGCGGGCCGUGCAGAGCAGCACCUCCAUCAGGUACAACCUCGAGGAGCUCUACCAGGCUGUGGAAAAUCUCUGUUCUCACAAAGUCUCCCCAAUGCUCUACAAGCAGCUGCGUCAGGCCUGUGAAGACCACGUCCAGGCACAGAUCCUUCCGUUUAGAGAAGACUCACUAGAUAGUGUUUUAUUUUUAAAGAAGAUUAACACAUGCUGGCAGGACCACUGCAGACAAAUGAUCAUGAUCAGAAGCAUCUUCCUGUUCUUGGACCGCACCUAUGUGCUGCAGAACUCCACACUGCCCUCCAUCUGGGAUAUGGGAUUAGAACUUUUUAGAACCCACAUUGUUAGUGAUAAAAUGGUUCAGAGUAAAACCAUUGAUGGAAUCCUGCUGCUGAUCGAGCGCGAGAGGAGCGGCGAGGCCGUGGACCGGAGCCUGCUGCGGAGCCUGCUGGGCAUGCUGUCUGACCUGCAGGUGUAUAAAGACUCAUUUGAACUGAAAUUUUUGGAAGAGACUAAUUGCUUAUAUGCUGCCGAAGGCCAAAGGUUAAUGCAGGAAAGAGAGGUUCCAGAAUAUCUUAACCAUGUAAGUAAACGCUUAGAGGAAGAAGGAGACAGAGUAAUCACUUACUUGGACCACAGCACACAGAAACCACUGAUUGCUUGUGUGGAGAAACAGCUAUUAGGAGAACAUUUAACAGCAAUUCUGCAGAAAGGGCUUGACCACUUACUGGAUGAGAACAGAGUGCCGGACCUCGCGCAGAUGUACCAGCUGUUCAGCCGGGUGAGGGGCGGGCAGCAGGCGCUACUGCAGCACUGGAGCGAGUACAUCAAGACUUUUGGAACAGCGAUCGUCAUCAAUCCUGAGAAAGAUAAAGACAUGGUCCAAGACCUGCUGGACUUCAAGGACAAGGUGGACCACGUGAUCGAGGUCUGCUUCCAGAAGAACGAGCGGUUCGUCAACCUGAUGAAGGAGUCCUUUGAGACGUUCAUCAACAAGAGACCCAACAAGCCUGCAGAACUGAUCGCAAAGCAUGUGGAUUCAAAGUUAAGAGCAGGCAACAAAGAAGCCACAGACGAGGAGCUGGAGCGGACGUUGGACAAGAUCAUGAUCCUGUUCAGGUUCAUCCAUGGUAAAGAUGUCUUUGAAGCAUUUUAUAAAAAAGAUUUGGCAAAAAGACUCCUUGUUGGGAAAAGUGCCUCAGUCGAUGCUGAAAAGUCUAUGUUGUCAAAGCUCAAGCAUGAGUGCGGUGCAGCCUUCACCAGCAAGCUGGAAGGCAUGUUCAAGGACAUGGAGCUUUCGAAGGACAUCAUGGUUCAUUUCAAGCAGGUGAAACAUAUGCAGAAUCAGAGUGACUCAGGCCCUAUAGACCUCACAGUGAACAUACUCACAAUGGGCUACUGGCCAACGUACACGCCCAUGGAAGUGCACUUAACCCCAGAAAUGAUUAAACUUCAGGAAGUAUUUAAGGCAUUUUAUCUUGGAAAGCACAGUGGUCGAAAACUUCAAUGGCAAACUACUUUGGGACAUGCUGUUUUAAAAGCGGAGUUUAAAGAAGGGAAGAAGGAAUUCCAGGUGUCCCUCUUCCAGACAUUGGUGCUCCUCAUGUUCAACGAGGGAGAUGGCUUCAGCUUUGAGGAGAUAAAAAUGGCCACGGGGAUAGAGGAUAGUGAAUUGCGCAGAACGCUGCAGUCCCUGGCCUGUGGCAAAGCACGUGUGCUGAUUAAAAGUCCCAAAGGAAAGGAAGUGGAAGAUGGAGACAAGUUCAUUUUUAAUGGAGAGUUCAAGCACAAGUUGUUUAGAAUAAAGAUCAACCAAAUUCAGAUGAAGGAAACUGUUGAGGAACAAGUUAGCACCACUGAGAGAGUGUUUCAGGAUAGACAAUAUCAGAUUGAUGCUGCUAUCGUCAGAAUAAUGAAGAUGAGAAAGACUCUUGGUCAUAAUCUUCUAGUUUCUGAAUUAUAUAAUCAGCUGAAAUUUCCAGUAAAGCCUGGAGAUUUGAAAAAGAGAAUUGAAUCUCUGAUAGACAGAGACUAUAUGGAGAGAGACAAAGACAAUCCGAAUCAGUACCACUACGUGGCCUGACGCAUCUGCAGACGGUUCCCCUUCAUGAAACACUAGAAUGUACCCUCAGAACAGGAAGCACACCUGUGCCAUUUCUGGGACUCUGAUUGAUCCAGCUGUGGACAUUGGAAGGCCAAGGAAGGGAGGUGGCUCCUGGGUCAUCUUUCACAAGGCUCAAGACUUCAACCUGCAGAUGUAUCUUUUUCCCUCCAGUUUUUCCUCUAGUUCUUUUAGGCAUUUAAAUUGUUUCUGUUACUCUGUGCAAAAUAACUUUGAGAUUGGACAAGAAGAUGUUACUAAAGAGAAGUUCCUUUAAAAGGUCUUGUUCUUGUGUCAAAAGCUGAAAGUUUGGUUUGUUCUUGUAUGUGAUCAUGAGUGCACAAUGAAGAAGACCCUAGAUGCUGCAUUUUUUAGCUCUGAAGAUUUAGGUAUCCCUGAAGACAGCUCGCUCAGAUGAUCAGCAUUUAGAGUGAAAACAAGGGCCCUUCGUAGGUGAACAUUAGAAAGAGCCAGGGUUCAAAGCUGGCGAAUGGAUGAUGCAUCCUAGCCACUGGCCCCUCUGUGUUUCAUGUAUUUCCAAAAGUUGUAAACUUUGAUGGCUGAUUUUUCGCAAGUCAGGUUUCUAAGUGAGCUCCCUGAGGUGCCAAGGCCAUGGUGUCCGCCCUGCUGCGUCUCUUCAUUUCAGCUGAGUUGCUUGUGAAUCUCUGUUUUAGGGUUUGGGGCUAGUGUGUGUUUCCAUUCUAAGAUUGAGUCUGGCAGUCCCUGUUUUUUGCAUUGGGGUAACUGCUCUUUGAUUUUUUUUAAUUGCAGUAUUUUUAUGAUUGCAAUCAUAAAGUUUGGUUUCAUUUUUACAGUCAUGCGCAGGGACGAUCCUUGUUCUCUGCUGUAAACUGUAAAAAGUUUAUGGAGACUUAAAGUCUUGGUGUUGUGAAGCAGAGGUUAUUUUGUGGAAAGAUUAAGAGGAUUUUGUUGGUACCUGGUUUUGUGUUGUGUAUAUAUACAUGAGGUUGAACAGUGAAAGGAAAGUUCAGUAGUGAUGUUAGAAGGGUAACUAUGACAAAGAUACUUUUGAGAUAACAUUUAAAAGUACUUUAUAUUUUACAUAAUAGCAUGUUUCAUUUUGAUUAAAAGCUACCAAAGGAAUUUUGAUCAUGGCGUAAGUGUUUAAAGCAAUAUUUUCUGGAAUAUACCAAGUUUAUAUAAUUUGAUUUUGUGCUAAAUUAUUAAAAGAGUCUCUUUUUGAAACAUGCGGGUUUAAAAUAUGACACCUUGUGGGUUUCCAUAUUAAAAUCCCCACUCUUUAAUUGUCAUUUCUAUCUUUGAAAAUUUUCAUUUAUGAGUUCCAUGAUAUGUGGUCUAAGAAAGACCAAACAGAUUUCUAUUUUUAUUUCUUAUAUUUUAAGUUCGUUGUGUCUAGAGAUUGUUAAUAUUGUAAUUUAAUGUAGACUUACUUUGAAUAAAAUUAGUUUAAUUGACCUUAAAAUUACAUUAAUAAAACUUUGUGAUAUGCAAAUGA
Molecule: messenger RNA, 3834 nt
Organism: Symphalangus syndactylus (siamang)
Lineage: Eukaryota; Metazoa; Chordata; Mammalia; Primates; Hylobatidae
Gene: CUL4A
Product: cullin 4A
Biological process (GO): ubiquitin-dependent protein catabolic process
Cellular component (GO): cullin-RING ubiquitin ligase complex
Molecular function (GO): ubiquitin protein ligase binding
Source: RefSeq, a predicted model, not a curated record